UUCGUCUCCUUCUCCAAUCUGCUCCAACCUCUCUCUAUAUCUCUCCCUUUCAUUCACCCAACUCCCACAAUCAUCAACUUCAACCUCCAGCCAGAAGAACUGAUUUAUGGGCACCAACGAUGAACAGAUCUCGUCCCGGCGGCGAGGUUCCUCUAGCCGAGCGGUUGACGGAGAUCUACUAGCGCUCGAUUCUCCUUUGCUGGUGGUGAGGAUGAGGAAAUGGUGUGCGGAGAGUGCGACGGCGGGAAUUUGGGGAUUAUGGAUUUGAUUGCAGUGGAUUCGGGGUGUCAUGUGUUCUCCGAUGAUCUCUAUUCUCAUCAAUAGUGAAUCCAGGGGUUUUUUUCCGGCUACCAAGGGAUUGAGACAAGGGGAUUCUCUCUCUCCGGGGCUUUUCACGUUAGUUAUGGACAUUUUCUCUUUUAUCAUUGAUAGUCUAUCUCGGAACGACAAGAUUUCGGGUUUUCAUAUGGAUGAACAGGAAUCGAGAGGGCUGGUGUCUCAUUUGCUUUUCACAGAUGACACUUUAGUAUUCUGCGAUGCCGAUCCGGGUCAGGUUCUUAUCUUGCUUGCGGGGGUUGUGUGUUUCCAAUCGAUCACUGGGCUGAGUAUUAAUCUGGAGAAAUCCAUGAUGUUUGUUAUUGGAGAUGUGUCGGAGCCUCAGUUUUUUGCUGACAUAUUUGGGUGCAACUGGAGCAAGGAUCCGAGCAGAUAUUUGGGUUUCCCUUUGGGAGAAAGACCCAAUGCGGUUGCUAUCUGGGACCCAGUGAUUCGCAAGAGUGAGCAGAGGUUAGCUGGCUGGGCAAGCAGGUGUCUUUCCUUCGGUGCUCGGAUUACUCUUAUCAAGUCUUGCUUGUUCAGUCAAACGGUAUACCUAUGUUCUUUAUUUCGAGCACCUAAGGCGGUGAUUAAUCACGUUGAGCAGAUUCAGCGUAACUUCCUAUGGAAUGGGGCUAAAGAGACUAGGAAGUUCCACCUUGCCAGCUGGGAGCUUUGUAAAACUUCUACUAGUCGUGGUGGGUUGGGUAUUCUGGACUUUGAUUGUUUUAACAGAGCAAUGCUUGGGAAAUGGGUGUGGAAGUAUGCGGUGGAAAGGGAGAGUUGGUGGAGGAAGCUUAUUGAGGUUAAAUAUGACAGCAGGACCUCUGAGUGGUAUUGCACUCGUUCAUUGGGAGGUGUCAGGAGUUCUACUUGGGCCAACGUGGCAAAGGUUCAUUAUGAUGUCUGGGAUCAUGUAUAUAUUGAUCCGGGGGGAGGGGCUGGAGUUUCCUUUUGGAAGGACAAGUGGAUCCCUGGGGUCGUUCUUGCGGAUUCUUUUCCUCGCGUUACUGCCGCUGCCGCGUCCCAAGAAGCCCGACUAUCUGACGUUGCUGAACUCUCAGGUGAUAGGGUGUGUUGGAAUAUUCAAUUUUUAUGGGAUUUGCGGGGAGGGGCUGAGAGAGAGAGAGAGAGAGAGAGAGUUGUUUUCUUUGAUUUACUCAAUUCGGUUGAUGUCGCUCUAAUUCGAGAAGGACCUUGCAGAGUAGUCUGGGGUCCGAACCCAGACUCUUCUUUCUCUGUUAGUUCUCUUUAUAGGUGCUUAGCGGAAAGGAGUUUGCAGGGAGUAAGCAAUUUCCCGGCUGAUGCGAUCUGGAAAGGGGUGGUCCCACCUAAAGUUUGCAUUUUUUUGUGGCUUGUUUUCCAUAGACGGAUCCUGACAUUAGACAACCUCAAGAGGAGGGGCUGGCAGCUUGCUAACAGGUGUGAGCUGUGUGGAUGCGAGGAAGAAACCAUUGAUCAUAUGUUUACUGGGUGUGCUUUUGUUGCGGAGGUUUGGGGAAGGCUGCUGUCCGUCGCCAGUUCUGGUGAUGUUCGGAGGGGAGACAUUGUGGAAACCAUCAGAAUUUGGCCGACUGCGCAGCCCUCUAACAUGGCAGGUUGGUUUCAUUAUUGUAUCCUUCAUGAUGUGGCUUGGAACGUGUGGAAGGAAAGGAACCGGCGUGUGUUUCGGCAAGAGCGUCUUCAAUCAAAGGAUGUGGCAUGCAUCAGUUUUAGGACUGUCGUUGAUUGGACUAUGGCGUUCGGAGUGGUGGGAAAGAGCGAUGGACUCCAAUGGCUUCGAGGCUGUCUGCAGAAGAUUAGUCACUGAUGGGUGGGAGGCGACUCCUUUUUGGUUCCUUUGUUUGGUUGGCAGGGUUUUUGCUUUCUGGGCUGUUUGGGUUUGGGUUCUUUAUACCCUCUGCUGCUUGAUUGUUUUUCAUCUGUUGGGUUGGCUGGGUCCAACUAGUAGGUGUGUUUCUGUUGUCUUCUUGUUUCCCCUUUGCCACUUUUUAUUUUGUUUUUUCUCUUAUGAACUCGAGCUUGGUUGCUCUGUAUUUGGUUUCUCUUUUUAUUUUAUGCAAUUUAUCACCAUUAUAAAAAAAGGGUUUGAUUGCAGCGGGGAUUUGGAGCAGAUUUGAAGGCGUCGCUAUACUGCUUCGAUUAUGUCGUUGUUCGUCACGAGACUCAGAUCCACUCUCCAUCGGUGAUCAGAAGCAUUCGAAUUUGUUGCCGCCUUUGGCUUACUUCAUUUCACAGGAUGAGAAGCUUCUCGUCUCCAGAUUUGCAGAUAAUGGCCACCUCUAAAAUCCCAUUCGGGCUCCCUAUCUAUUUCAAACUCUCAGUCCCCCUUAUUGUAGAAAUUUGCAAAAGCAAUCACAAAAAUGGAGUCUUUUUAACUAGUGUUGUCGCCCAAAUUACAGGAGGAAGAGGGACAAAGGACAAAAUCCAUUUCUGAUGGAGCGCAAGGCUGACGGUGGUGCAAGGAGUAGAAAGGAAAAUGGCGUAUCUCCACCGUAACACCACCGCCAAGGCAGCGGCAGAGAGAGCAAUCCAACACGACCAGAAUUUGACUAUGGAGGUUUUUCACUAAAUCUCCUCAUCGGUAGGGUUUCGACCUACUCCGCGGAGAAGAACAGCGACGGCGGCGGGAGAGUAGAUCUGGGAAUUGGGUGUAUCGGGCGGUGAGGGAGGAGUGGACGUGCGAGAAUUUAAAAUUUUAAUUAUUGUUAUUUUAUUUAAUUAAUCCACGUGGGACAUUCGUACGGGACAAAAAUGGUCAGGUCGGAUGAUCCGUUAGUCCAAUCAGCACGUUAACUCACACGUUAAAUAAUUGGACGGAAGUGGCUAUUUUUGGUAUUUCGUCAAAAGUGGCUAUAUUUGGCCAAACCGUCAAAGUUUUGGCUACACAAGUAUAUUUUGCCUUUUAUAAAUCUCAUGUAUGAGUUAAGUGGAUGAUUCAUGAUCUGCCGAAUAGAAUUCGCGCUCCUGCAGAAUAUAAUUCGCGAAUUAGUCACGAACUUGGACAAAAUCACGUUUUGGCGAUUUAAAGCGGGAGCGUCAGGGUAGGUUUGCUAAUUAGGUAACCUAAGUCCUCACAUUGUUUAAUCACAGCUUUAUAGCUUCAACUUUGGCAAGUUCGUCGGUCCCAUUUUCUCCUCCGAUUUUUCGCUAAGGUGGGAUCUUCCCGAAUCAAGAUAUGUUUUUGUUUUCAGUGGAAUUGAGAGGAAUCUUUCCGCCGAUGAUGAAGAUAUUCCCUGGCGCCGAUAUUGCUGCCGAGAAACAAAGAGUGAUGGGUUAAUUUCUAGUCGGAUCUGAACCAUUAAUUUUGAAAUUCUUAUUAUAUACGAUCAGUGGCGGACCGAGGAAUUUUACGUAGGGGUGUCCUCUUUUAAAAAAUUAAUUAAAUAAAUUUUUAUAAUAAAAUUAAAUAUUUCUUAAAUAAGAAAAUAAUAAAUUCUCACGGUAACUUCAGAACUUGUGCGGCAUACCAAGUUUUGAAGGAAGAGUCACAAAUAUCCAUUAGGCAGUAAAUGUGAGAGCUAAUAACCAAGGUUGUCAACCUGUGGUUGACCCGGACCAGAUGAGAAAAAUGGGCGCCCCACACUUGCGGGUCGAUCUACCGCAAGGUUCUCAAACUUGGGUCACACACUGUCACUUUUCUUUUUGAUUUGCGAAAUAAGCUUUACUUCUAGUUUUUCCAUUCGCCUAACAAUGUCUUUAGAAUUUUAAGUUAAUCAUAUGAAUAUUGAUGAUGUUAUAUUAGUGUAUUUGAAUUUUUACUAUAUAUUGGAUUCAAGUACGAACUGUUGUUUUUGUUUAAUGUGAUAUGUUAUUAUCCAUGUGUUAGAUACGAUUUGAUAUAAUUUAUAAAUGUAUGAAUGCUACAAUAACUUUUUUUUUUAUACUCAGUCUAACAUGGGACAAAGUGAUCAAAUCAUUAAAUCUCAACCUACUUGCUCAACCGGAUAAACGGGUUGAACCGGAUUUGACAACUUACUAACGAAGUACAUGGAGUAUGUGGGCCUACUUUAUCUCUUGUCUUCACUAGGGGUUGAUUAAUCUAAUUCAAAUGACCUAAGCAAGAGGGCAAAUAGAGUUGGCUUCCACUAACAAAAAUAUACCUUUGAUUUGCACGUGUAGUCUCCCAACCAUGGAGCAAAUAUACCUCAACCACUUGUCUUCCAUUCUCCUUUUCCACCCAAUUUCCCUUGCAUUAGUUAGAUACGUAGUCCCCAGAGUGAGAAUAAGGUGAAUGGAGCGGAGCUGCGGAGGUGAUGAUCCUCCACCACAUGCCGUUAGUGCUAUUUCCUUCUUCUUUGCAUGUCUGACUUGGGAGCGUCGGAGGAGGAUUGAUUUCCAUAUCAAUUGCAGAGCAUAGGGGAUAAAGAGCUGGGUGUAUACACUUUCUCAAUAUGUCUUUGAAAGAAUUUUAAUGGGAAAUCGCUCAAUCCGGUGUAGACGACCGAGCUCUGCGUGUUAAUUUCGACCACUCAUAUUCAAUUGAGUUUUGGUACGGAUCUUAUUUUUAGUUUUUCCCGUUCAAUUUUUUUUUCCAGUUUCUGUCUUCAAAAAGCAUUCCGACAAUCACUCUCCCUCUGGUUUUGGGUUCAAUUUUGAAUCCCUUUCUCUGUCCUUCCAAUUCUCAUUUACCUUUUUUUUAAGGUCAUUGGAAAUUCAUUAAAAUGAACCCAGGAGAUACACAGAUUUUGGGCCUAAACCCCAAGAAAAGAUACAAACAAACGGGCCAUCAAGCCAUACAAUGAGAGACCCAAGGCCCAACAUAUAUAGCCUAAACAAAACCCUAGCAACCCAAAAGUCCCAAACAGAGCAGCCAGCCCCAUCGGAGAAUCACAGAGAACGCCGGCGAGGAGACAAGCCGAUGAAGACAGAACCUCCGGACAGCACACGAAUCCAAAAGCAGCCUUCAAGAACCUCCCCAAACAAACGAACUCAACUUGACCAACCGAAGGAAGCACCAGGAAACGACCAGGAGCCUAUGUUGAAAGAUCUCCGCCUUCGAGCUUCAUGAAGCAGAACCAUGGGAGGAUCACAAUAGGAUUCCCAAGACAACUCCGAAACACCAAGCCGCAGCGGUAAAGCAAGGAGGGGGCACAGAAUCAUGAAGGAGAAGGCAGAUUGAUGAAAACCCCAACCUCCUCUGUGAUCAACAAAACAUCUCAGAGUAGAUCUAAAAGAUCAUACUUGAGGAAGAAGAGGAAGCACCCAUCAUGGAGAAAAGGUGAGAAAAGGCUCCUAAACGGAAGCAAGGAAAGCAGAAGGAACUUACGAAACUAAGGAAAAAAAAACCCACAGGGGCUACCACCAGCCUCUUGAAAGCACCGGCGGCAGCCCACUUUAAUUCCAGAUCUGAAAAGUUUAGAGAGAGGGGAAAGGGUUUGAACUAUGAGAGAGAGAGAGAGAGAUAUUAAGUGAUAUUCUCGAUCCCCCGAAACUUAAUUACUACCAAUUCUCAUUAACCUACUGUUAAUUAAUUAAAACAUAGAUCUGAUUUUUUGUUGUCCGAGGAUGGUAACAUCGGAGGACCUAUCUGCAAUGUUUAGUUAGAAAUAGGACUGUUAUGUAGUGGUUCUUUGCUUUGUGUACUUAAGAGGGUUUUAGCCUUUGUAUAUAUAUUGGCUAUGUAAUUGACGUUGUAACUUUCCCAACUGAAUCAAUAAAAUCUGCCGACUUUUCUUUCGUUCUCUUCUUCCUCUGCAAUUUGUUCGAUUAAGACCUCCAGCAUUUUUGACCUUGCAUCCAACUCCUAAAAUUUUGGGUUCCUUCUCCUAUAGAACCAUGGGGAUUAGUAUCUUAGUCGGCCGUCGUGAGUUGGUUUUGAGUACCGUCUACACCAGCAAAGUGCGGAAUGAAAAAGCGUUGUAGAGAGUAGCUUCCUACACCCGCACACAGCUAAUCAGCCAAUGAACAGUGUUUUCCAAU
Molecule: messenger RNA, 6237 nt
Organism: Linum trigynum
Lineage: Eukaryota; Viridiplantae; Streptophyta; Magnoliopsida; Malpighiales; Linaceae
Source: the annotation of a GenBank genome assembly